CAGCUGUCACCGGAAGCCGUGUGAGCGUGCAGCUUGAUUCUGGUCCUUCCUCAGCAUCUCUCUCACCCGUCCGCCUCCCCCUCCCUGAGCUCGGCGCCAUGGACGACGUCCCCCCGAUCAUCAACAUCUCCAUCGCGCUGCGGAUCCAGCCCAACGACGGCCCGGUCUUCUUCAAGGUGGACGGGACCCGGUUCGGCCAGAGCCGGACCAUCAAGCUCCUCACGGGCUCCAAGUACAAGAUCGAGGUGGUGCUGAAGCCUGGAAACGUCGAGGCCACGAACAUGAACAUCGGAGGCGUCGUCUUCCCACUGGAGCAGCAGUCCAGGGAUGACGAGUCUGUGGUUUACCACGGCCAGUACGACACCGAGGGCGUCCCGCACACCAAGAGUGGCGACCGGCAGCCCGUCCAAGUCAGCAUAGAGUUUAUCAAGGCGGGGACGUUUGAGACGGUGUGGCAGGCCAAAUACUACAACUACUACAAGAGGGAGCACUGCCAGUUCGGCAACAAGUUCAGCAGCAUCGAGUACGAGUGCAAGCCCAACGAGACGCGGACCCUGAUGUGGAUCAACAAGGAGGCGUUCAACUGACUCCGCCCACUGAACCCCGCGCAGAGGACGCCGGUCUUGCCGGGACCACCUUUGAACAUCAGCAUCGCAGUGAGAGACGGCACCUCCUGAAGGCGGGCGUUGGGUUGGCGGGGUCUGCUCUUUGUGCUCUUUCAUGACCUCUGAGGGAGUAACGAGCUGUUUCGCACGCUGGUCUCUGUGAGGGCGGGGUUUCAGCAGUCAGAGGGCUAACUUAGCUUCUCAGCUGGUUUCCUGUGGAAAGUUAAAGGAACAGUCGGACAGUUUGAGAUCCGAGCUCAUUAGGAAGCUUCGGAGACGAAGGCUGACGCACGCUUCAGGUCUGUGUGUCCAGCUCGCGUUCGAAGCAGGAACUUUCUCCAGGCCUCAGACGCUUGUUAGUUUGGGUAGUUUGCAGCUACGGUCACAAUAAUCUUCUGAAGCUUUGGGUUCAGCAGACGGGCGCUGCUUUUAGAUCAGGCUUCGUCACAGGUGUUCUCGCUGAUACUCUACGCUUAGAUAAAACACCUUGACAGGAGCAAAGUUGUUAGCCGGUGCUACAUAAAUGACAUUCACUUCCUGUACUUGAUGCACAGACUUGAAAGUCGUCUCCAUCUCCUCAGACUCUGGAAGAAAUCUGACUGUUCCUUUAACACUGAAACCCCCUCAGACUGAAGACCAGCGUGGGAAACACCUGAAGUGUUUUAUCUUAUUUAUUACCUGUGUGAACGUCUGAGUGAGCAGAGGCGGCGGAUGAGAGGAUGGGCGUCACUUUUCUCGUGUUUUGUGUUAUUUAAAGGAGAAAUCUGUACACUGCAGUUUUUGGUUCGCUUACUUUCCAGCUGCAGAAAUGAGUUUCACUGGUCUGAGUGUUGAUCCUUCACAAUAAAAGCUGGAGGGAUACUUUGUGGGACUUCCAUGUUCAAACUGGUGCAGCAUCCGAGGGACUAUUUUCAGCAGCGGAGUAAUCCUUUGAGCCUUGAAACGCCUCUGUCUCCCUGCUGAAAGGAGGCGACCUCCUCUCUUCACGUCACUUCUCGUGUUUGCUGCUGAUUAUGUUUCUCAUGUCUCUUAAAUGCAUGGCUGGAAACUUUUUGCCAAAUAUGAUCUGUUUGUUUGUUCCUUUGUUAAGAUGUCUCGAUGCCUGAAACUUUUGUUAUGUCUUGAACUGAGGAGUAAAAAUUGUUACUGUGAAUAAACUGCUAUACAGAA
Molecule: messenger RNA, 1775 nt
Organism: Haplochromis burtoni (Burton's mouthbrooder)
Lineage: Eukaryota; Metazoa; Chordata; Actinopteri; Cichliformes; Cichlidae
Gene: cnrip1a
Product: cannabinoid receptor interacting protein 1a
Exons: 3
Coding region: 99-587 (162 amino acids)
Biological process (GO): negative regulation of signaling receptor activity
Cellular component (GO): plasma membrane
Molecular function (GO): type 1 cannabinoid receptor binding
Source: RefSeq, a predicted model, not a curated record